UGUCCGUUAACCGAUUUUAAAUAUUCAAAUUCUAACAGCUCACCAAAAUCACACACUCGAGCAAGCAAAAGGCGCGAGAACGGUCGCGCGCCAACCAACAUCACCAACAAACACACAAAACUUAACGUUUCCGCUGGCGACAAAUAGACAUUUGAAUGGUUCUCUGAUAAAUUAUUCAUUUUGCGAUAACAUGUGCGGUGCGUGUUGGACGUCGUCUACGUUUCGGUCUGCUGCUGCUCCUGCUGCUGCUGCUGGUCGGUCUGGCAAGUGGAAUAACUUAUUGGUUAUAAGCAGUGACGGGGGACCGAUUACACGCAUGAAUGAUGGAAACGCAUCACGAACGAACACCGGAGUCAGCAGAGGGAAUUCCAUCAAACUGCGCCUCAGACUUGAGCAGAAACCGAAAAGGAGAAUCUGAAAUGCAAAUUAGCUAACUUUACCAGUCACAUCGUAGUAAGUGUGUCCCGGGAAGCGAAUUCUACAACGCUUCGAUCGGUGCACGGCGGAAUGCGCGAAGGAUCCCGUACAAUUUGGAAAGCAAAAGAACAGGUAAAGAUCAUAUUUCACAACUCGCCAAUGUUGUGACUCGGAAUGGCAAUGGCAGUUACUAAAGGUCUGGCGCUCCAUAACCAAAGUCGUGCUGCUGCUCGAAGCAAAUUCCCCAAACAAAGCUCACACCCUUUCCGUACGAUGAUGAAUCGUGACGGAACGGUUUGCACACAGCAGCAUCUCGCCGCUGGUAGGCUUCAGUUAAGGGUUUUCGCGAUGAAGCUAGUUUCUCGCUGUAGCGGUGAAGUUUACGAGAAUGUGGUGCACACCUCUUGGGGGAGGCAAUGCCUCUGGAACUCUGGUUGACAUUUGCAUUCUGAAACAAAGCAAGAUAGCCCUGCAUUCUCAAGAAUAAAGGAAGACCUUUUGCACUCUAUGCCACCAAACCGCGAAACCCAUUAAUCGAAUGAUCGAUCCUGAUCGUGACGUGGUUUAUCAAUUGCAUAGGACAAUAGCAACUUGUCAAUUGUUGCACCGCGUGAUACAGACUUGCAUAAUCCUAGCAACCUAUGAUAUACCUAUCCACAGUAGGCGUCAGUUUUUCCGCUUGAGUCAGUGCAACGGGUACGGAAAACAGUCGCCAUGGACAUUAUCUGCACCAUUUGCUGGGAAUCGCUCGAGAACGGGCGCAUCUUUGCCACCACCUGCGGACACAUCUUCCACGAAAAGUGUAUCGUGAACUGGACGACACGAAGCCCUUGCUGUCCCGAGUGUCGCCACGAAACGACGUUUCCGAUGCGUUUGAUCCAUUUCACCUGGCAGGAGCAGUUCGAAACGCAGGAGAUGCAAUCGCUCGAGUCGCUCGAGCAGGCGGGUGCUAGUGCAGAAUCUGCUCCCAUGCUAGCCAAAACCAUGUCAACGGAGGACAUGUUCUCGGGCUGUGGUGAUGCGGAACGUAACACGCAGGAAAUGGAGGAUCCACCAGCGAAUCCGCUAAGCGCACAGAAAACGAUCGACAUUGAUACGAGCCAGCGAAGCGAAGAUGGUUGCGGUGUGUGCAGCCGGUUCCACUUCCUGCUGGAGAAAGCUAUCAAGCUGCGCAACAUCGUAAAGGACCACGAAAAGGCACAACAGGCAGGGGGGUCUUUAAGUUCGACGGUAUCCGAAGGGUUUAAGCUACCGGUACUGCCCGGUCCAAAGGCCAAACGUAAACGGCAGCUGUAAAAGAAGAGACCGUACAUUGCGGUCGCAACUAAAUUAUGCGUUGGUCUCUACCUAAGACUGUUAUUAACGUUGACCGUGAUUGAAAUCGAUACGUUGCACGGAUCUACUGCCGCCUUAUAAUGCGUACGCGUGCGUGACGCUCACAUCACACCACAUCCGGGAAGUACGGUAUCAGAAUGAAUCAACCAGAGACGGACCGGCUGACCGCUCAGUGCAUAACAACAUCAACAACAAACCGAUAUCGCAUACGUCUCUGGUAGAUCCGUUGGGCAAACUACCGCCGCGCAACUACAAAAAAAACCCUCGAAGAAGCAGUUCUUGAUGUGGCGCAUAUUUGUUUUGAACGAUUUUUUGCUGUGCAAAUUUAUUUUGGAGUUGAAGAUCCCCCUCUUCAGGCUCAUCUAGAACAUUGCGACAUUUUUUGUUGUGCCCAUUUGCUUUCACUUUUUCACACGUGAGAUGUUUCAAGAAUUUGAUGAGUCACCAAAAUGCAUGUUUUUGUAUCACUUUUGGAAUAAUAUAAGAAAAACACUGCUCUGUAAUA
This is a messenger RNA of Anopheles stephensi (Asian malaria mosquito), 2257 nucleotides long. RefSeq lists its product as uncharacterized. The transcript is spliced from 2 exons. The record is from RefSeq and is a predicted model, not a curated record. NCBI's taxonomy places the organism in Eukaryota, Metazoa, Arthropoda, Insecta, Diptera, Culicidae. Bases 1132 to 1713 code for a protein of 193 amino acids.